AUGGCUUCUUCAAACAAUCCCGAGUCCGGCCCUUCCAAUGACCUAUAUCCCACACCUCGAUCCGGUAUCCUUCAUCACAUCGCUCGAAGUGUUACUGAGGCCAAUUACGGCGGGCUUCCUACCAUUCCCGACCCCGACAUGGAUCGAUAUUGUCUUGUCACUGUCGGCGCAACGACCACAUUUCGCCCUCUGGUCGAGGGCGUCCUCGAGCGGCCUUUUAUCUCCGCUCUCAUCACAGCGGGCUACACUCGUCUGACCAUCCAGUGCGGCGCCGACGCCGAGGAGUUUCGCAACGUCGCACUCCAGUUUGUCCACCCUACACUGAAGAUCGAUGUCAUCGACUAUGUCGAUGAUCUCUCGCGCCUGAUGCGAAAGUGCCGUGCCGCAGAGGGCCUCUCGCGUCGACGUGCGGGCAUGAUGAUCUGCCACGCAGGCACUGGUACGGUUCUCGAUGGGAUUCUGAAUAACAUUCCCAUCGUUGUCAUCCCCAACCCCGCCUUACAGGAUAACCACCAGCUCGAGCUCGCGAACGAGUUGCACAAGCAGUGCUAUGCCAUCCAUGGCCUCCUUGACGACCUCCCUGCUACGAUCGAACACGCCGAUGCCCUCCACGCCCGCAUUCAAGAACGUAUGCCCCCGAACGCAGUGGAAGUCGACCCUCUCGAGGAAGCUGAACCCGAGUUCUGGGACUUUGUCGACGCCAUGGUUGCCGUUCCCGAUGAGCGAGAUGUCGGUCUCGACCCCGGAGCUCGACGUUUCAUGGCUUCCCUUUCGGAACCCGAGAGGGAAAUUUACGAACGCUUGGUCCCCGAGCCCGAGCCCGAGCAAGCGCCCAGAGUCGCUGCCCCCGCUGCCCAAAGGGCUGGUCCGCGUUCAGUGACCCCUCAGUAUGGCCAUGGUGCUACGGGUCAUCCAUAUGACCUUGGCACUACUAUGCUGCACCCUCUUUUCAGACCUGCCCAGCAGACUACGUCGUAUGGUCCUGGCGGCAUGCUUCAUGCCACCGCCGAGAUUGGACCUCAGCCGAUGGCCGCUGGCGUGGCGCCCCGAGGACGCCCUGCUCGUAAUCCCGGACACGAUUUUUAG
This is a messenger RNA of Scedosporium apiospermum, 1086 nucleotides long. RefSeq lists its product as uncharacterized. Gene Ontology annotation, cellular component: UDP-N-acetylglucosamine transferase complex; extrinsic component of endoplasmic reticulum membrane. Gene Ontology annotation, molecular function: hexosyltransferase activity. The record is from RefSeq and is a predicted model, not a curated record. The transcript is spliced from 4 exons. Lineage: Eukaryota; Fungi; Ascomycota; Sordariomycetes; Microascales; Microascaceae. Gene Ontology annotation, biological process: dolichol-linked oligosaccharide biosynthetic process. Bases 1 to 1086 code for a protein of 361 amino acids.